Molecule: messenger RNA, 774 nt
Organism: Aureobasidium musti
Lineage: Eukaryota; Fungi; Ascomycota; Dothideomycetes; Dothideales; Saccotheciaceae
Source: the annotation of a GenBank genome assembly
AUGGCGCGGUUUGCUCAAGGGCCGCCCGCACAUCUUUGGAUCGCAGUCUUGCUAUCAUUGACUUAUUCAUGCUUCACCUGGUUCCUUCGAAUCUAUGCGAGAGUUGGCUAUUAUGGAAUAGAUGAUGUUGCUAUCACCAUUGCGCAUGUCACAGCGCUCGCACAGUGGGCCUGCUUGAUUGUAGGACUCAACGAUGCUUUAGGGAUGUCAGAGGACGUGAUCGGUCCCGAGCACCUGACAAGUAUGUCACGAGUGAGUCCCCGAACCCAUCUUGCCAAACAGAAGCUCCUCUCACACGAGUAUAGGNCAGUCGUUGCCAGCCAAAUAUUCUUCCUUCUCACAAUGGGACUGACGAGCCUUUCCCUAACUCUGCUCAUGAGGAGGAUAUUUUCCACAAACACAAAACACAAAGUUGGAUCUUAUAUCCUGCUAGGCGUCAUAUCAGCAUGGCUUGUCCUGGCAGUUGCUGCUGUCAAAUCAAAUUGUCCGUCAACACACAUACUCGAAGGGCAGGAACACACAUGUCCAAACGAUGUAAGCUUGUUCAACAGCAUAGAGUCAUUCCUGCUAAUCAGCGCAGNNAUAUCUCGAUGGAGAGCCAUCCUUGCAAUUACUAUUUGCAUCGAAGCUGCCGUAACGGGCUUGCCGAUCUAUCUUGUCAGCCAUCUUCGGAUCAAAGUGAGCAAGAAGAUGCUCGUUGUGUCUGCCUUUGCAUAUCGAUUACCGUACGGAAUCAAUUACCUUCGAUCUAUUUCGAUUGCUGACAUGAGUUAA